This is a messenger RNA of Symbiodinium necroappetens, 2160 nucleotides long. The record is from the annotation of a GenBank genome assembly. Lineage: Eukaryota; Dinophyceae; Suessiales; Symbiodiniaceae.
AUGAAGCGACCGUCGGCUUUGCAGGAGUUGCAGGACAACAUCCACAAGUCCACGGCGGAGCCUGCCGAGGACCACCAGCACAGAGACAAAGGCAAAGCCAUCAAGUACAACAGGCAGAAGUCCGACUUGCCGCCCUACAUAGUCUCCCUCAUAGAGGAGGAGACUAAGAAAAGCUCCAGUCCGAGAGCUGCGAAGACAAAUUUGAUUAACAAGUUGUACCGCAAAGAGGCCGACGGGUCGUUCAGCCUCCAGCUGAGCGACCCCACCUUUGUGGAAGCUCAGAAGAUCUUCAAUCGGAAGUACAAGCGAACGGAAGACGAGGCAAUCCCGGAAAGCCUUAUGGUCGGGCUUUAUUUCCAUGGCGAUCGAGGAUCGUUUGACUCUGCAUUGAAGAAGGGCGAGGUGUUCAAGGUGACCGAGGAAGGCAGCGACGUGGACUUCUAUGCAUUUCGCAAGUUCGUCGUGGGACAGGAGCAUGGCAAGGAAACCGUUCACGAGACGAAUGCCCGGAAGAAGAUCAGCAUGCAGGACUUGGACUCCCUGAAGUGUGCAUUCCGAAGCCUGAAAUGGAGCUUCAAUUUCGAGAAGGUCGACUCUACGGUGGACGAGAGUGGCAGCCUUUCCGACGAUUCCUUGAAGCUGCUCAAGCAAGCAACGACAGCCCUGGAGAAGUUGAGCAAAGAAAGCCGAAACCUGAUCAACACCUGGAGCGGUGGCAAAGAGCCACUGAAGGAGCUGAAGGCGGCUUACAGCAAGAGCUUGGUGAUUUCUUCCAAGCUCUCGCACCUCCAGGACCUCGGCUCGUUCGCCGACGGCACCCCGGUGACGAAGAAUAAUUGGAAGCGGCGGCUGAUACCACUGGCCUUACACGGGGACGGUGUUCCCAUUACGGGGCUGGGCAAAUCCUGGGUGCAGACUGUCACAAACUUUGCUUGGUAUAGCUUACUGACGAUGAGCACUUCCACAGCUGACUCCUUGUUUUUUGUGUAUGCCCUGGUGGAUAAAAUGAGGGUGGAUGCCAAAGAUCUGACUGGGACUGCACACUUUGUCUUCAACCUGCUUCGUUGGAGCUUCCAGGCACUCUUCGACGGUGUUUGGCCGUCAGCUGACCACUUGGGUCGAGUGUAUGAGCCAGGCUCCAUCGAAGGCAAGAAAGCUGGCAAACCGCUGGCUGAGGGCUAUGGCGCAGUCCUUUUUUCAGUGGUGGGAGACCUCGACUAUUAUGCCACAAUACUGGAUGUGGCGAGGUCAACAUCAGUCACUGCCCCGUGCAGUCGCUGCCGGGCGACGAAAUAUGGCGACAUGUCCUGGCAGGAUUUUAGGCCAACGGCCACUUGGAUGAGCAGUGCUUACUCCCCGGCGGCCUGGAAAGCUUUGCCGGCUGCGGGCAAGUCCACAUGCCCGCUUUUUCAUAUGCCGUGGACAUCCAUCUGCAACCUGGGGUAUGACUACAUGCAUUGCAAAUAUUUGGGUGUUGACAGGAUCCUGUAUUCCUCGAUACUUUAUUUACUGGUUUUCCAUGUGUUGGCCUUCGGCAGCCCAGAAGCAAACAUGAGCUGGUUGUGGUCGGAGAUUCAAAGGCACUACAAGGCCUUUGAGGUCCAUGCCCGCUUCCAGUACCUGAACAGGAUAUCAAUGUUCUACAGGGCCCAAAAGAAGAGUUUGAGCCUACGAGGCAAAGCGGCGGAAAACCGAUCGUUGGCGAGGCCGCUACUUGCCAUAUGGGCCGCCCGAAUGACAGCAGGCAUCGACCUCCACAGAAAGCUCCAUUUGCUUUUGAAGUUAAAUUGGAAGCUGGAGGAGCUUUUGGAGGUGAACAAGUUUGAGUUCGCCUUUGCCGAAGCAGAUGCCAAUGCAUUCAGGGAUGCAAUGACUGGGUUCUUGCUUCUUCAGAAGGAGCUUUCCCAACACUUCAGCGACCAUGAUCCGAAGCUGUUCAAUUACACGGAGAAGUCGCACUUUCUGCAACAUCUUGGCCUGGAGGCCCGCUUUAUAAACCCAAGGAUGAUUUGGUGCUUUAGCGGCGAGGACAUGCAACGAAGGGUUCAAAAGGUCACAGCAGCCUGUGCGAGAGGCCAAAGGCCAGGUCAGACUGAGGUUAAGAUGUGCCAGCGAUACCGCAUCGCACUGCACCUCCAGUUCCGGAAGCACGGUGAGUGA